Messenger RNA from Hydractinia symbiolongicarpus, 2929 nucleotides. Its product is annotated as eukaryotic translation initiation factor 3 subunit C-like. Gene Ontology annotation, biological process: translational initiation. Gene Ontology annotation, cellular component: eukaryotic translation initiation factor 3 complex. The coding region runs from base 135 to 2894 and encodes 919 amino acids. Lineage: Eukaryota; Metazoa; Cnidaria; Hydrozoa; Anthoathecata; Hydractiniidae. The transcript is spliced from 22 exons. The record is from RefSeq and is a predicted model, not a curated record. Gene Ontology annotation, molecular function: RNA binding; translation initiation factor binding; translation initiation factor activity.
ACGGUUUUAUAGUAUGAUUGCCAACCAGAAUCACUUGGCUGCCAUCUUACUUUUCAGAAGUCGACGAAACGUGACACAUGUUCCUCCUGGAACGGCUCAUUUUAUUUGUUAUUUUGUCCUAAAGUAAAGGGAAAAUGUCCCGUUUUUUCAGAGUAAACAGCUCUGAAAGCGAGUCAGAGGAAAGCGAUGAUGAAGUACUUGUGAGACCAAGAACAACGGCACCAACCAGAGUGUAUCAAUUCAGUGAUGAUGAAGACGAUACGAAGAGAGUUGUUCGCAGUGCCAAAGAUAAAAGGUUUGAUAUUCUACAGACAACUAUAAAAUAUAUGCGAAAUAGUAUGAAGAUUAAUGAUAUUGCCAAAAUACAAACAGAAUACGAAAACUUAACAAAGGAAUAUGAUAAAUCAAAAAAUGUUGUUGAGAGGGAAGGUAUUCCAAACUUUUAUGUGAAAUGUUUGGCUGAUUUGGAAGAUUAUUUACAGCAGCAAUGGGAAGAUACGGAAGGCAGGAAGAAACUUCAUAAACUUAAUGCCAAGGCAUUGGCAAGUCUUCGACAAAAACUGAAAAAAUAUAAUCGCAAUUUUGAAGCAAAAAUAGAAGAGUAUAGAGCAGAUCCUGACAAAUUUGAAGAAGAUGAAGUAGAGGAAGAAGAAGCUGAUAAAACUGUCUCAGACAAUGAAGAAGAGAGAACCUCAAAAGCAACAGUUUCAAAACCGAUCAAUCAAGAUGAUGAUGAUAGCGAUGAUUUCUUUGGUACAGACUCUGAUGAAGAUUCGUCAAGUGACGAUGAACUUACAGAAGGUGGUAGAAGACAAUAUGAAGCUUGGAUGUUCUUGAAAUCCACAACCAUGAAAGAAGAUAAAACUGGGACAAAGCGUGCGAAGAAAGACAGAUCUGAUAAAACUGAAAAGAAGGCAAAAGAAGAGGGCUGGACACAAGUCUUAAAACAGAGCGAUAAAAUGAAAGUGCUUUUUCCUAAAGAUACAGAAAUUAAUCAUCAAGCUGUAAUGAAAAAAUUUCAUGAAAUUCUUGCUGUGCGUGGCAAAAAAGGAACUGACAGAAGCGAACAAGUGGAUUACUUUGUUGAAUUGAAGUCUAUUUCAGAAAAGCAUAACUUAGGACCGGCAAUGUCUCUAAAACUUCUUUUUAAUAUUGCUUCUGCCAUUAUGGAUUCUUCAGCUGGAACCGAUGUAGCACUAAAACCUGACAUGUGGAAUCGAUUACUUGAUGUUACCAAAGAAAUUUAUGACACUAUCAUCAACAAUUCAGAUAUAUUAUUUCAGCAAGCAGUGGAGGAGAACGUAGAGGAUACCACAAGACCUUACAUAUUGCAGGAAGAUCCAGUGACUUUGUUAGAAAGGGUAGAUUUGGAAUUUAGUAAGAUCUUACAAAGCACAGAUGGUCACUCACCUGAAUAUAUUGAAAAGUUAAAGGAUGAAGGCAAGGUUGUUGGUUUGAUUGACAAGUAUCUUGAUUUCAAUGAAAAAAAUGAUGCAUCAGCGGAAAAUCUGUGCAGAAUAUAUUUGUUACGAAUCGAACACACUUACUACAAAUUAGACAUUAAAGAACUACGUGAAAUUCACAAACAAAUUAAAUCAGGGGAGGAGAAGCGUGCUAAUGCAGAGCCAGGAGCUGAAGAAGCAGGUACUGAAAAUAAAACAGAGGAAAAGAAGGAGGCAACUUCUGGUGAUGGUGAGGCUACUACGGAAGGCGAGGCUACUACAGAAGAGAAAGUUGAGGCUGCCACAGAAGAGAAAGUCAUGACUGAAACAAAACAAAUCUCUGAUGACGCUGCAAUGCUUAACAGAAUGUGUAAAUAUAUUUAUUCAAAUGGAGUUGAUCGUAUUCGAACGAGAGCUAUGCUCUGUCAUAUAUUUCAUCAUGCAAAACACGAUCGAUGGUAUGAAGCUAGAGAUUUAAUGCUGAUCUCACAUUUGCAGGAGAAUAUCCAAUAUUCUGACGUGUUAACCCAGAUAUUAUAUAAUCGAACUAUGGUUCAACUUGGUUUGUGCGCGUUCCGACAUGGUAUGAUAAGGGAUGCUCAUACAGCUCUACAAGACAUCCAAGCAACAGGUCGUGCUAAAGAGCUGUUGGCGCAAGGGUUGAUGAACUUGAAGAAUGUAGAACGUUCUCCUGAACAAGAAAAAAUAGAUAAGCGAAGAAUGCUUCCAUUUCACAUGCACAUCAACCUAGAGUUGCUUGAGUGCGUUUAUUUAACUUCUGCAAUGUUGUUGGAAGUACCUUAUAUGGCAGCUCACGAGUAUGAUUACAACCGCAGAAUCAUCAGCAAAAGUUUUCGAUAUCAACUUCGUUUGAGUGCAAAACAAGCACUCGUUGGUCUACCGGAAAGCAUGAGAGAUCAUGUUGUUGCUGCUUCGAAAGCCAUGAUGAAGGGCGAUUGGAAGAAAUGCAAGGAAAACAUCCUUGCUGUGUCUUGUUGGGAAUUGUUCCCUAAUGCAGAAGGAGUAAAAGCUAUGUUAACUAGAAAAAUUCAAGAAGAGAGUUUACGAACAUAUUUGUUUACGUAUAACAAAGUUUAUGAUUCAAUCAGUAUGCACAACUUAGCUGAGAUGUUUGAUCUACCUCCUCAAGUUGUUCAUAGUACCAUCAGUAAGAUGAUUAUCAAUGAAGAAUUGCAGGCCUCUUGGGAUGAGCCCACUCAAACGCUUGUACUCCAUCACGGUGCUGAACCAACUUACUUACAAAGUAUUACAUUACAGUUGUCUGAUAAGCUAAAUACGUUAGUUGAACAUCACGAAAGAAUUUUAGAUUUCAAGUAUGGACCUAUUUUUCAACGCGAAAAAACUCAAGGCUAUCAAGGGGGAAAGAAUCAAUCACAAACGAGAAAUCGUUUCCAUGGCGGACGAAGACAAGGAAAGAAUAUGGAAUUGUAAACUUAUAUAUUGUCGAAUGAAACCAAAUCGUAUAA